GGUGGGGCCGAGUUCCGGGCGCCCGGCAGCCUCUGAGGAGAGCAGAGCGUGGCCGCCGCAAGGCUGAGAAGCAGAGCCGUGAUGUUCCGCAUCGAGGGCCUUGCGCCGAAGCUGGACCCGGAGGAGAUGAAACGGAAGAUGCGCGAGGAUGUGAUCUCGUCCAUACGGAACUUUCUUAUCUACGUGGCCCUGCUGCGAGUCACACCUUUUAUCCUAAAGAAAUUGGACAGCAUAUGAAGAUGGGCAUCACAUGUGAAUGCGAGAUAUGAGGAACCCAGUUACAAUUUCUACUCGAUCUGCAAAUGAAUAGGCCCAGAAAGAUGUAAGAGACUCUUUGAUGAAUGGACAUAAAAAUUCUACUUGUUAAGAACAAGUGUGGCUCUGGUAACUGACCUUCAUAGCUAAAGUUUAAAAAUACUUGGGAAGUAAAGACAUCUUGUGGUGAUAGUACACCCAUAUGCCUGUGAUGUUCAGCUUCUGUGAAUGUUGAUAUAAUUGUAAGUAAUGUCAAACUCUAUUUUCUAACAAGUAUUAAUUAUAAGGGAAUUCUGUCUACAAUAGCACUGUCUUGCUAAUUUCUGUUUACAUUUUUACUUCUUUCUGGAGUACAUAUGCUGAAUUGUUCCUUAUGAUUAGUUAUAUUUUACAAAAGCCAGCACACAGCCACAACAACACUUGAGCACAGGACCAUUGGUCUAUAUUUUUAAUUAAAGUAUCAACUAAGAAAAAAAUUGGGAUUUUAUUUCUCUUAACCUACUUUUUGCUGCAGACCUCUUUGAUGUUGUAAUUAUUACAAACUACAUUAAACUGAGUUCCUCUUGUUUUGGACUGAA
Canis lupus familiaris (dog) is the source of this 833-nucleotide messenger RNA. It is a transcript of the gene TOMM5, whose product is annotated as translocase of outer mitochondrial membrane 5. Gene Ontology annotation, cellular component: mitochondrial outer membrane translocase complex. The transcript is spliced from 2 exons. Bases 82 to 237 code for a protein of 51 amino acids. The record is from RefSeq and is a predicted model, not a curated record. NCBI's taxonomy places the organism in Eukaryota, Metazoa, Chordata, Mammalia, Carnivora, Canidae.